UAUUUUUUUUUUCAAUCUAAAUUUGAAGUUUGAACAUUAUUUGAAAUUGUUUGUUGAUUUCUUUUAUUCAUUUCUGUUAUGAAAUAAUAACAAUAGAACUGAUGGUGAUUCGGGAGAAGUCGAAGAUUGUACUAAAAUCCGCAAUUGUUGAAUUGAGGUGCUUCGAUCUUCCUCUGGUUUCCCCGUCUACUGGGUCGCCGCUCACUUCGCUCCGCCUUGAACCAGAUCGUCCUUAUACGAUCGGGCGAACCCACCAGUCCUGUGACUUCCUGUUCGAUAACCGCUUUGUGAGUAAGCAACACUGUCAGAUUUUAUUUGAUGGGGUUGGCAGGAAAAUAUUGAUAAGUGAUGGGGCAAUUUUGUUGCGUGGCGUUAGUUCUGUUGUUGAUGAAUUUAGGAAAAGAAUAUGUGAAAAUGAAUUGGAAGAGAAAAAGGGAGAGGGUGUAGGGUGUUGUAGGUUUAGGGUUUCAUUGAAUGGGGUAUAUGUAAAUGGGGUUAGACUUAGGAAAGGUAUGGUUAAAGAAUUGUUGACUGGUGAUGAUGUUUCGCUUGUUUGUGGAAAUGAAAGUGUGUGUAAUUUUGAGGUUAGAGUUGGGUUUUUGAUUCAAGGGAUUGUUUUUGAGGAGGUGGUUUCUGGAGCAAAUGAGGUUGCAGGGGAGAUGCUGGAUGUACUUGGGAUGGUCAGUUCCCAAGGAACUGUGUCUAGUGGGAAAAGGAGCAAAAGGGUUUUUGCUAAUCCUGCUAAUGUUAUUACUUCGCAUUAUGGUUUUUCUAAAUUGAAGUGUGGUGAUGUUAUCAGGAGGGCAAAUUUCCUCUUAAGUUUGUGCAGGCACAUAUUGCAUAGUGAUGACCCCAUAUGUUGCAUUAGGCAAUGCAAUAUUUCAAAUGUUGGAAUGAAAGGCAUGCAUACUUAUAAUUCCAUCUUGCGAGGAUUGACAUUAAGUGGUAGGGUGGGAAUUCCAGUGUCCAAAGAAGAAGAGGUGACUAGUCUUUUUCCUGCCUAUAGGCAAGAAUCACAGUCGUGUCAUAAAAGGGGCCAGGCAGUACAUUCCACUCCAGUCACACUUAAACGUAGAAAAGUGGCAGCUUUGGAAGCGGAGAAUAAUUUACUUGAUGAUUCUGUUCCUAGCAAUCAUGCAGAUGAAAGGGGCAAUCAUGGAGUCAUUGGUGGGAAUGCUGUAGUCAGUGAUGAGCCUGGCAUGCCAUUGUUGAACUUUGUUGCUCAGAAAGAUGCUCUCGAUAUUGAUUCUGGGGGAAAGGGAAAUAUUUCAACUAAUUUUCAUUCACCACCAGGGAAGAAGUUUUACCUGAACCGCCUUGAAUUUAUGGACCAUGAUUCAUUUAGUUGCCAACACACUGUUUCCUUGCCAGAACUUCUUCAUCCUGUUCAAAGCAUUUCACAGAUAUUCAUUGCAACAUUUACAAGUGAUAUCUUAUGGUUUUUGUCAUGCUGUCAGAUUCCUUCCAAUCUACCUGUAACAGUUGCUUGUCAUAAUGCGGAGAGAUGUUGGAGCUCAAGCCCUGAAUCAAGAGCCUCCAUGCCUUUUCCAAACUUUCCUAACUUAGUUCUAGUGUUUCCUCCGUUUCCCGAGGCUAUUGCUUUUGGUAAUGAUCGUAAGAGACAAGGCAUUGCUUGCCAUCACCCAAAACUUCUUAUUUUGCAAAGAGAAGAUAGUAUUCGUGUUGUCAUUACUUCUGCUAACUUAGUACCUAAGCAGUGGGAUACUGUGACCAACACAGUAUGGUGGCAAGAUUUUCCUCGUAGAAAUGAGCCUGAUUAUUUGUCUCUUUUCCCACUUCCUGAUCAAGGAAUAAAUCACGAUUUAGGAUCUGAUUUUGCUGCUCAGCUAGCUGGCUUUGUUGCUUCUCUUAUUGUUGAUAUACCUAGUCAGGCCCACUGGAUUGUCGAGUUGACCAAAUAUGAUUUUAGUGGUGCAUUGGGACACCUAGUUGCGUCAGUACCUGGAAUUUAUUCAUUCAGAACUCCACAGUCCAUGCACUUUAUGCCUGCUAAACACUUUUGUCCAUUGUUAUAUUGUGAGAAGUUCCUUGGUCUGGUUGAAGCAUCUGUUGUAGGGUUAAGCCACCUUUUUCGCACUGCAGCAGACUCAAAUGGUGCACAGCUUAAGAAACUGGCUUCAUAUCUUGGGAAAUCUCAUGAAAAUGCAUAUGGAAUGUUGGAUAUCGUUCUGAGAAGAGCCUCUAACAUCCCUGCAGAUGAGAAUGCUGUCAGUGUUCUUGUUCCCAACCCUGAUGAGCUCUCUGGAGGAGUAGAUUGCAUUCAACUUGGUUUUCUGCCGAGAAAUGUUGCAAAAUGGGUUUCUCCAUUGUGGGAUAUCGGAUUAUUUGUGUUCCAUGGAUUUUUGUACUGUGAUGAGGCACUUGCUGCUGCUUUUGGAGGAAAUAACAUGAAAGUACAAUUGAUACUGCUAGUGUCACAGGGACCAUGCUUUUCAGAUAUAUCAAAGCUGAUACAACCUGAACUUUUUGUUGCAUUGUGCUCUCUCAUUGCUUCAGUUCAGAGGUGUGUAGGCCUCUGGCGGCUAGAAGAGGUUUUAGGUCGAUACAAGUGGCCUGAAUCACAAGAAUCUGAUUUUAUUUACGGUGCAUCCUCGAUUGGCUCUGUCAAUGCACAGUUUUUAGCUGCGUUUGCUGCAGCUUCUGGAAAGAGAUCAUUGCAACUUUAUGACUCAGAAGAGUCUGAUCCAGACUGGGGCUGCUGGACUUGUAGUCAAGAACUGAGAAACCCAUCCAUUAGAAUCCUGUAUCCUACUAUUGAUAGAGUGAAGAAUGCAUGUAAUGGAAUCCAUCCUUCAAGACAAAUUCUUUGCUUCUCAGAGAAAACAUGGCAAAAGUUGAGAACUGUGGACAUAUUUCAUGAUGCAAUUCCCUAUCCCCAUCAUAGAGUGGGGCAUCCAAUGCAUGUAAAGGUGGCACGAAGGCGCUUCUGGUCCAAGACAGAGGCAUCCUCUGUUGGUUGGGUUUACUGUGGAUCUCACAAUUUCAGCGCAGCAGCCUGGGGACGGCCAAUUUCCAGUUCAACUGGCAUAAGAACUGGAGCCAACUCUCCUUUGGUGACGAGACUUCAUGUCAGUAACUAUGAACUAGGGAUCAUUUUCGUGUUUCCUCCAGCAGAAAACAAAGGCAUUAGAAAUGACAAUAGCACAAACUUGGAUGAUAUUGUCUUGCCAUUUGUCGUGCCUGCUCCAAAAUAUGGGCCUGAAGAUAGGCCAGCGACACCACAGAGUAUGAGGGAAGUGUUACGUGAACUUUCUGAAAGAGAUAGAGAUAGCUUAAUGGAAGUAGAAACUACAGAAGAAAUGAUGGCAGAGAUACCGUGUGAAGAUGAAGUCAUAGAGGCAACUAAUUUUGUUGCAGAGGAGAAAGAGGAAGAUAAAAGUUAUGCCGAGUUACUGUGGAUCCAGGUUGACUCAUCUCAGAGUUGCUGAAUUCCCAUCACUGGCAGAAGUGUUGCAUUCCCCGGUGCAAUGCAACUGCAUAGAUGUAAAUCAAUACAUACCCUCGAGGGCUCGUAUCCUCCAUUCAUAUAACUUAGCUGUGUGGGGUUAUGACCACACAUGAGAUUAUUAGGGCCACACAAACUUU
Molecule: messenger RNA, 3606 nt
Organism: Rubroshorea leprosula
Lineage: Eukaryota; Viridiplantae; Streptophyta; Magnoliopsida; Malvales; Dipterocarpaceae
Source: the annotation of a GenBank genome assembly